AUGGAGGAGAGACAGGAACGUCGCGCUCGUUUUGGAGGAUGUCACUGCGGAAGCGUUCGAUUCGAAGUGUGGACGCCCGAUCCGGUCAAGGUCGUGAUUUGCGACUGCAGUAUCUGCGAAAAAAAGCGGUUGCGACACUUCAUAGUGGAAGACAAACAUUUCCGUCUGCUUCGAGGAGCCGACAAUCUAACGCUCUACACCUUCAACACCGGUCGAGCCAAACACUACUUUUGUAAAACCUGCGGGGUCGAAAGUUUCUACCGGCCCAGAUCGAACCCCGAAGGAGUCGGAGUAGUAUAUCGCUGUCUGGAUUCGGAAACGCGACCUUCCUGCCAAAAACUAACCUUUCACGGCAUCGAGUGGGAAAAUGAAAUGAAAAACUUCGAUUCUACUAAUUUGUUAUCUUAG
Molecule: messenger RNA, 408 nt
Organism: Centruroides sculpturatus (bark scorpion)
Lineage: Eukaryota; Metazoa; Arthropoda; Arachnida; Scorpiones; Buthidae
Product: centromere protein V-like
Exons: 3
Coding region: 1-408 (135 amino acids)
Molecular function (GO): carbon-sulfur lyase activity
Source: RefSeq, a predicted model, not a curated record